Molecule: messenger RNA, 1161 nt
Organism: Lodderomyces margitis
Lineage: Eukaryota; Fungi; Ascomycota; Pichiomycetes; Serinales; Debaryomycetaceae
Exons: 2
Coding region: 1-1161 (386 amino acids)
Biological process (GO): lipid metabolic process; intracellular signal transduction
Molecular function (GO): phosphatidylinositol-4,5-bisphosphate phospholipase C activity; oxidoreductase activity, acting on the CH-OH group of donors, NAD or NADP as acceptor
Source: RefSeq, a predicted model, not a curated record
AUGGACUCAUUCAUCAAAAAAGGACAAGAUUUCAUCAAAUCAGGCAAAGUCACACAAGAAGACGGUAAGGAUGCCUAUCAAGACUUUUCCAAAGGUGGAAAUUUCCAAGACAAUGCCAAGAAGGCAUACUCAGACUAUCAAGAGAACCACAAGGACGAUAAGAAUGGCGCUACUGGAUUCAUUGCGCAAAACAUAGUGAAGCAAUUGAUACAAUCCAAUUACAAAGUGAUUGGAUCUGUGAGAACUGCAGAAAAGGGGCAAAGAUUGCUCAACAAUCUCAAGGAAGCCGAAUUACCCGCGGAGAAUUUCAAGUUUGAAGUGGUGGAAGAUGUUGGUGCUGAUGGUGCCUUUGACAAAGCAUUGAGCGCACAUCCAGAAGCCGAAGUGUUUUUGCACACAGCUUCACCAGUGAAAUUCGACAUCAAGGAUAUCAAGAAGGACUUGCUAGAGCCAGCGAUAAAUGGAACAACCAAUGCACUUAGGGCUGUUCAGAAAUACGGCAAGAACAUUAAAAAGGUAGUGGUCACAUCGUCACUUUCAGCUGUUGCUGGAAGUCGAACUGUUCUCAAAGAAGGUGAGCUGGUAACCGAACAAAACUGGAACCCAGUCACCUGGGAGGAAGCGUUGAAAGAGGUCAGCGACGGCUAUGCUGGCUCUAAGAAGUUUGCCGAAGAAACAGUGUGGAAAUUCGUCAAAGAAGAAAACCCCCAUUUCACCGUGACCACAAUAUUACCAGGAUUAGUCUUUGGUCCCCAAGCAUUCCCUGAUUUCAACAAGGACGGCCUCAACUAUUCAUCAGAAGCUAUCAACAAAUUGUUGAAGCUUAAACCAAAUGACAAAGUGCCACAGGGAGCUGGUUUAUUUGUUGAUGUGAGAGAUUGCGCUAAUGCACAUAUAGUAGCGUUUCAAAAAGACGAGGCCGCAAAUAAGAGACUCUUUACUGUUGCUGGAAGAUACAAUAACCAAGAAAUCAUUGACAUAAUCAGAUACAAUUUUGACGAAUUGGACCAGAUUUUACCAAAAGGAAAUCCCGAAGACGCUAAGAAAUAUUCACCAAGACUGGACAGGUAUGACCAAAGUGUGACUAGAAGUAUAUUUGACUUUGAGUUUAUUGGAUUGAAGAAAUCGGUCGUUGACACAGUAAACCAGCUCUUGGAUUAG